AUGGCGAAAACUUGGCUAAGACUGCAGCUUAAAAGUCUCGUUAGAUUUUCAUUGGAAUAUAGAAUUUUUCCAUUGUGUGACAUUAUCAAUAUACCGUCAGGAAAUAAGUUGAAGACCAAAUUUAGGCGCUUUUCAGCGUUUUCAAACUUUUUCCUUGAUAGAAACCUCGCAUAUGAGCCAUCCCUGACUUGCCAUCAAUGUAGCUCACAUAAAAGCAUAACUAAGCCAGAAACCAUCAUAGGCAAGGAAUCCUGAUUGAUUGUCAUAUCUCCUGUAAGAUAA
Molecule: messenger RNA, 282 nt
Organism: Blepharisma stoltei
Lineage: Eukaryota; Ciliophora; Heterotrichea; Heterotrichida; Blepharismidae
Source: the annotation of a GenBank genome assembly